Drosophila hydei is the source of this 2617-nucleotide messenger RNA. Its product is annotated as titin. The transcript is spliced from 5 exons. Lineage: Eukaryota; Metazoa; Arthropoda; Insecta; Diptera; Drosophilidae. The record is from RefSeq and is a predicted model, not a curated record. Gene Ontology annotation, molecular function: chitin binding. The coding region runs from base 1 to 2505 and encodes 834 amino acids. Gene Ontology annotation, cellular component: extracellular region.
AUGUGGAAGCUAAUUUCUAUAUUGUUGCUCCUGGCCGCCGGCUGCAGCGCGGGACCCCUUAGCCAACAGAGAAAGAAUAUGCCCAUUAUGGCACGCGAGGACACGGCAACAGCUGUGCAACAGGAGUCGGAUAUGCAGAUGGAGGCUGCAGAGGAAAUGCCAGCCAGCAGCAGUGCAGGAGUGGAGGCUGCUCCCCUCGUUGGCACUUUGACUUUGCCCAGCAAUGCUACGUCGAUACGAGCUGACAUAACGGACAACUUUUCAUGCGCCAACAAGAGCUAUGGCUACUAUGCAGAUGUGGAGAACGAUUGCCAGAUCUUCCAUGUGUGCCUGCCCGUGACCUAUGCCGAUGGCAAGGAGAACACCUUCCGCUGGAGCUUCAUUUGCCCAGAGGAAACGAUCUUCAGUCAGGAAUCCUUCACUUGCAUGCGUCGCGAGGACAUGACCAUUGAGUGCGAGGAGAGCUACAGGUAUUACGAAUUGAAUAGCAACUUUGGCCUGCCUACGGAGGAGGAGAAGCAGCCUGCAGCAGCAACAGCUGCAGCUGCUGCCGUUGAGAGCGAGCAAGCCGAACCAGAGAGACCUCAACCCGAGGAAAGCGAAAUGAAUGCCUCUGCUGUAACAGCUGCAGCUGCACCCGAGCCUGUGAUGGAGCCGGUCAAGCCAGUGAAGGUGCAAAAGCCCAAGCCAAAGCCCAAUCGCCGCAAGCCCGCCAUCACGUACAACAAGCCGCAAAGGAAAGUGCCUGUGGUAGUCACAGAAGCUCCCAUAAUUCAAGCUGUGGAGGCAGAAGAACCUGAAGUCCUUGCCGUGUCAGUCGUCCAACAGGCAGCCAAGCCCUUGAAGCCACAUCGCUUUACCGUUCGACCCAGCAACAAGGAGAAGCCGCAGCCCGUUAAGCCCGCAGCGCCUGCAGUUGCCACGCCCAUACGCAAUGAGUUGUUCAACUCCAUACGCAAGCGUCCAGCGAUGUUUAAUAAGAACAGCAUCUCGAGCACCGCAAGACCUGUGCAGGAAAGCGAGCCAGCUGUGACGGAAGCAAUUGUUCAGGCAGAGCUGAGUGAACCCCAGCCCACGUUGAAACUGCAGACGAUGUUUGUGGAGGCAGCUCCUGCAGCUCCAGUUGCUGAGCAGGUGGCAGAGCCAGUUGCCCAGGCAUCCGAGCCAGUUGUAGCCAUAGCAGAGCCCGAACCGGAGCCAGAGCAGAUGGCAGAGCAGAUAAAGUCAGAGGAACCAGCGGAGCAAGCUAGUCCCAUUAAUAUAAAGGAAGAUGAAGUGCAGCCCAUUGAAGCCAUACCAGAGAUACCCGCUGUGAUCGUGGAGACUUUAGAAGAAAAGCCACAGGAGAUCGAGCUCAUCGAGACCAAUAAGCCAGCUGCAGAGCAGGAACCACAAAUGGAAGACACUCACUCUGAGCCAGCGAUCGUAGAGCCAAACUUAUCCAACGAGGAAACUGCGAACAUUGAAGCAAUGGAGGCAGCUAAGCCAGCCGAUGCCCCUGUCAGUCUGCCAGCUACGCCCGCCAUGGAGCAUCCCAGUCCACUGGUCGAGCAGAUGUUGGAUAACAAAAAUGAAGCACAAGCAUCGAUUGGUGGCUUCAAGCCCGUCGAUCCAGUCAUGGCUGCCGAAGCGGAACAGCUGAUCACUGACUUCCUGAACACGCUGCGCAAGCAUGAGGAACAAACUAAAACUACAACUAAAACUGAAACUGAGACUGAGACUGAACUGGCAAAUGCCCAAACGGAAACGGAUGCAACUGCCGUUUCCGUUGAGGAGGCCAAGCUCCCAGAGCCAGAGAUUGUUGACAAGAAUGCCUCUGUCGAGGAGCAGCUGUUGGAAGCGGAGCCAGCGGAACCUCAAUUGAAACUGAAACAGGAUUCGCCAAUUAUCAAUAUAAUGCAGCUUAAUCAUUUGCCCGCCGAUUAUCAAAUACCUGUGCAGCCGGCUAAGGAACUGGAAACUGAAGCGCUCGCUGAGCCUGCGGAACCAGCUGCUCAAGACGAUGCACAGGAGAGCCUGCCCGCGGCUGCCUAUAUGCCAGGCAUUAGCAUUGACGACAUUGUGGAGCUGGUGAAGGAGCGUCUGGAUCAGAGCCCCAAGAAUGAGCAAAUGGCGCCCAUGGAACUGGUGCUAACACCAGGUGCUGCUGAGCCCAUGACAUUGAUUGAAAGCAAGCCAGAGGCUGAGCAGCAAGCCGUAGCGGCAGAGCCCGUUGCAGAGAUUGUUGCUGAAUCGGCACCCGUUGCAGAGCUCGCUGCUGAGCCAGCGCCCGUUGCAGCCGAGGAACAGGAAGUCAUUCUGCCUAUAUACAAGCGCGUUUCAGACGCGGAUCCAGCCAUGUCCGUUGCGCAAACACAGCCCCUGACUGUGAGCAAAGUUGAAGCAGAGCCGACACCACAGCAGGAGGAGGCAGCAGCUGUUGUGCCGGAGGUGCGAGAGCCAAAGACUCCAUCGAGAAUGGAUGCACGUAAACGUCGCUUUCUCUUUCGUGCCGAUGCCAGCUAGAGGAAUCACCCACCCACGCUCCGCCUCCGAGCAACACCCGCCCACAACAUUAAGCCUCUCGUAGCUCCGCCCUCCACUCAUUUGCACCUAGGCAGCUUUAAUGACUAUUUUU